AUGGUGUGCAAGAAAUGUCCCUGUCAUACCACUGCAGAAGCUGCUCUGUGGCUGAACUCCUGUGUGUCCUGUGCCACAGAGCGUAUCGUCCUGCCCGGCAGAUACAGCCUACGUAGCAGCUGGAGCUCUCACAGCCGUUGCCUUCCCCUUACACUGACACAAAGACUGGUUUCAUGUGUAGAAAUGAGUGUUACUUUUUGCACUUCUGUCCGUGACUUUUUCUGUGAACAGAUGCAAAGUGAAAGGAAAACUCAGCGAAAUCCUAGUUCCGCAGACAUUGGAGAAGAAGCUGGGAGAUCCGUAGGAGUCCAGCAGCCAGCUUUACUGAGAGACAGGAGCCUUGGUUCUGCCAUGAAAGACUGCCCAUAUUGUGGAAAAACUUUCAGAACAUCACAUCACUUAAAGGUCCACUUGAGAAUACAUACAGGUGAGAAGCCUUACAAGUGUCCUCAUUGUGAUUAUGCCGGUACUCAGUCUGCAUCCCUCAAAUACCACUUGGAACGGCACCAUCGAGAGCGACAGAAUGGGUCAGGACCACUCUCUGGGCAGGCUGCAAGUCAAGAACAUAAAGACGAGACAUCGAGUAAAAGUUCUGUGUUUAUUAGACCAGAUAUAUUGAGAGGAGCCUUCAAGGGGCUUCCUGGUAUUGAUUUCCGAAGUGGCAUGGUCUCACAGCAGUGGACGUCAGGAAUGCUGUCUUCUGGAGAUCAACAAGGACAAGCAGCUGGCAUGUCUUCUGAAGUAUCUUCAGAAAAUAUGAAGGGUUCAGACUUACCUUCCAAAGGAACACACUUCUCUGAACUUGGCCGUGCUUACCAGAACAUGGUUGGGAAUGGUGUGAACUUUCAAGGGUCUCUGCAAGCGUUCAUGGACAGCUUUGUCCUAAGUUCUUUGAAGAAAGAAAAAGAAAUGAAGGAUAAAGCUCUCUCGGAUCCACUUUCAGCAAAAGCUCUGGGCUCGGAUGGUGGUGAGGAAAAGAUAAAUAGCAAGUCCUCACAGAGGAAAACAGAAAAAUCACAAUACGAGCCCCUUGACUUGUCGGUGAGGCCGGACGCAGCCUCCCUGCCGGGUUCCUCCGUGACGGUGCAGGACAACAUCGCUUGGCACGGCUGCCUGUUCUGCUCCUUCACGACUUCAUCUAUGGAACUGAUGGCUCUGCACCUCCAGGCCAAUCACUUGGGCAAGGCUAAGCGUAAGGACAGCAUCAUAGGGAACAACAAAGACCAAUCUAGAGAAGCUUCAGCCUCAGUGAACAAAGUGAGCUUGCUCCCCUCUCCUGCGCAGUCCAGCAAGGAGGCGGUUGUGUCAAACAUGCUGAGCCAGCUGGGCUCAGCUUCUGAGAAAAUGACCCAAGGACAAAAUAAGGAGACCCUGGGAGAACAAAAGAGUGCUGCCUGGCCCAGCCACAUGGAAUCCAGUUUUUGUAAUUUUACCACAGACUUCUAUAAGCAGUUUGGUGUUUAUCCUGGUGUUAUUGGCACAGGAACACAAAAUUCUUGCACCGGUAAAGAAUCUGAAAUAAAAACACAGUCCGAAGAUGACCCAAAUAUUCUGCUUUCUGACUCUGUAAAUAAAAGUGCUACUGAUGACCUUUCUGACAUAGCUUCAUCUGAGGAUAUGGAGUCUUCCAAGGAAGAAACCAUUGAAGAUGAGGACAUUGACACAGAACCAGACAUUAUGAAUAAGCAGUUGUCUGCCCUAAAUAAAGAAAGCAAUGAAGGAGGCGACAAUAUACAAAGUGCAGUCACCUCACAGCCAACACAAGGGCUCGUAUCACCGCUGCCGCAGGCGUCAGAAAAGCAGUGGCACAGUCAGAAUCUUCUGUCCUCCCAUGAAACUGCACAAGGAGUGAUGAAACCUGAACAAGUUCAGGGUCCACAGGUCCUGGAGAAGCAGAUGAACAUGUUGUCAGUCCUAAGAGCUUACAGCUCUGAUGGCUUAGCAGCCUUUAAUGGACUUGCAAGUAGCACAGCAGCUAGUGGAUGUAUCAAGAGACCUGACUUGUGUG
Messenger RNA from Merops nubicus (carmine bee-eater), 2008 nucleotides. Its product is annotated as zinc finger protein 536-like. Gene Ontology annotation, cellular component: nucleus. Gene Ontology annotation, molecular function: RNA polymerase II cis-regulatory region sequence-specific DNA binding; DNA-binding transcription factor activity, RNA polymerase II-specific. The annotation marks the transcript as partial. Lineage: Eukaryota; Metazoa; Chordata; Aves; Coraciiformes; Meropidae. Gene Ontology annotation, biological process: regulation of DNA-templated transcription. The record is from RefSeq and is a predicted model, not a curated record. The transcript is spliced from 4 exons.